AUGGAUUUGGAGAGUGAAAGUUCUGCACUUGAAUCUGUUGAAGAUAAUGAAUUAACCACCUUCAUCACAACCCCAACACCUGAUGGCGCCUUAAACCAUGGAGAUAGUGAUGGCGAUGGUGAUGGUGACUACAGUAAGAUUAAGGCCAAUGGACCGUGUUCAAACGGGAUAAUUCAUGACAUGGGUACUAAUGGUGAUGGUGAUACGAAUACAUUGCCUCCUGAUGGAGAAGUUAAGGAAGGUGUGGGAAUUGAGCAAGUGGGGAAUUCAAGGGAUUCACCGUCUUUAAUGACCAAAUCCCCUGCUGGAGGGUCACCUCCUGUGACUAAAGGAUUUGGCUUGAAGAAAUGGAGGCGAAUUAGGAGAGAUGUUGUUAAGGAUGCUAGUGCUAGUGCAGAUAAUAGUAAAGUUUUGAAACGAGUAUUCUCUGGUGCUGUGAAUCCUGCUAAACCUACAAAUUUAAUGCCAGUUGAGGUCAUGCAAAAUAGCGAGGGUUCUGUUGGCUCGGCUAAUUUAUUUAGAAAUGUGGCUCUUGGUGAUGCUUUUGUGACCCGCGGGUCUAGUUUGGAAUCUAGAUUUGCUGUUGCAUCUGCUUUUGCUGCUGGAACAGAUUCUGAGAAUAGCGAGGAUCGGAGUAGCAAGUCCUCGACAGCAGCUAGUGCUCCAAGGGUGAGGCAUGACCUGUCUGCGGUGUCAGGCUAUGCACGGGACAAGAACAGGGUGAAGAAUUUGGGUGGGAAGAGUGUGGGUAGUUCUGCUCAACAAGGGAAGGGAUGGGUGGAAAACAGUAAGAAGCCUAGAGGAGAAAGGGUCAAAAUCGAGAAGGAAAACUCUCAUUCCAGCAUGGAAUCUGACUCAAGAAGCUCCAACUUUGUCUUUAUGCAGGGUGAUUGUUCUGUGACCAGUAACCGAAAGCAAAGUGGAAGGUCAAUGAAUUAUGACAGAGAAAACAGUGAUGAAGCCCAUGCAGGUGAACAACAAUUUAGUGUGAAAGUCCACACUGGUUAUGGGCAGGAGAACGUUGGAGAAGUUGGAGAUGUUUCAGAAGAUGAAUUAGCUGUAGAUGCAUCUUGCACAGAUAAGGGAGACAAAAAGGAUUACCACCGACCCUCAGCAGAUCAGGAUCCAUUGGUCGCGUCUGUACUUUCUCUCCAAUCUGUGCAGAAAGCUCUUGAAAACGAGGUUCAAAAAUUGGGGGAGAUCGGGAAAGUUAGCAGUGCAGUGGAAGAUUCCUUUUUAGGUAAUCCAGAAAUCCACAAAUCGAACGUGUCUGACCAGUUUGAAUCUGAAAGUAUCAAAGAAUCAAGUUCGUUGGAGUUCCGAGUAUUAAGCUUAACACAGAAUGUGAAAAACUUGGAAAGCAGCUUGGAGGAGGCAAACGCUAUGCUCAAGGCAAAGGAGUCGAGGGUUGCUGAACUGGAAGCCUCCUUGAAUGGUGACAAGUCCCCAAAAGAAGAAUCAGCGAGUAACACAGAGUUGCAGCAAGAGAAAUCUAGAGAGAUUGAGGACGAGCUCGAGGGCCUUUUCAGGCAAAAGAUGGAGGCUGAGAUUGAGUGUCUGGCACUAACAAGGAGUCUGCAGAAGAUGAGAGUUGCUGCAGGUGAUCAAAUCAGCCUAUUUGAGGAACAAGAGGCUCUGGCUGGUGAGCAAGUGCAGAUGCUGAAUAAGCUAGGCAAAGCAGAAAGCAAGGCUGCACUGUUAAAGAAACAAGCCGAGGAGUUAGAAAAAUACUGUGGAGAUGUUUUAGAGACCAAAGAGGUGUUUAAGAUGCAGAGCCAAGUAUGUAAGGUUACUGCAUGUUUUUUCAUUCAGUUGAUUUUGCUUAUCUUGGUUUUUUGGUUCCUAGUGUUGCAAUUAUCGCCCAAUUCUGGGGUGGUUGUACCCACUUAG
Molecule: messenger RNA, 1890 nt
Organism: Dovyalis caffra
Lineage: Eukaryota; Viridiplantae; Streptophyta; Magnoliopsida; Malpighiales; Salicaceae
Source: the annotation of a GenBank genome assembly